AGGGCGAAGCGCGCCGAGCGCAUCGCUCGCCGCGGAGGAGGCGCGAUGGCCCCGCAGCGCCGGGCGCUGCCCCGCGGCCCCGAGAGCGCCGGGACCGGGCCGGGACCGGCGACGGGAACAGGGACGGGCCGCGGGGGCCGCCGGCACAGCAGCGCCAGGAAGGGCCGCUCCCGGCAGGAUCCGCGGGGAUGGCGGGCGAAGGCGGCGAUCCUGCUCCUCCUCUUCACCGCGGCCGGCGGCGGCCUCCUGCUCUGGAGCCGCCUGCUCGCCCAGGAUGGGAUCUCCGGGGAUGGGACCCUCCAGGAUGGGGUCACCGAGGUGCUGGCACAUCGCAGCGACAGCCUGCGGGACAAGUUCGUGGAGAUCCCCUGCUCGGAGGACUACGACAGCCACAGACGGUUUGAAGGGUGCACUCCUAGGAGGUGUGGAAGGGGUGUGAGCGAUGCCAUAAUCACAAGGGAAGAAGCUGAAAGAAUCCGUAGAAUAGCAGAGAGGGGACUGUCCUUGGGAGGAUCUGAUGGAGGGGCAUCAAUUUUGGACUUGCACUCCGGAGCUCUUUCCCUGGGGAAGCAUUUUGUUAAUUUGUACAGGUACUUUGGGGACAAAAUUCACGACAUCUUCACGGAAGAGGAUUUUGCAUUGUAUCGGGAUGUGAGACAGAGAAUUCAACAAAGGAUUGCUGAGGUGUUUGGGAUCAGCUCUUCCUCCAUGUACCUGACCAAGCCAACCUUCUUCUCCAGAAUGAACAGCACAGAGGCCAAGACAACCCAUGAUGAGUACUGGCACCCCCAUGUUGACAAGGUGACUUAUGGCUCUUUUGACUACACCUCUCUGCUCUACCUCUCUGACUACACCCAGGACUUCGGGGGAGGACGAUUUGUCUUCCUGGAUGCAGAUUCCAACAAGACAGUCGAGCCCCGAGCAGGCCGGGUUUCCUUUUUCACCUCUGGGUCAGAGAACCUUCACCGUGUGGAGAAGGUUCACUGGGGCACUCGCUUUGCCAUCACCAUCUCCUUCACCUGCAACCCGGAGCACGGCAUCGGGGACCCAGUCCUGGGCUGACUCCUCUGGGGAUGGAGCACGAGGGCAAAUGGAAGGAGAGAAGCCCUGCAAGAGGAGAGGAAAAAGGGAGAUAACAUCUCUUGUUUUACCCCACAUUCAAUCAGAAUUGCCCAACUGUAUCCAUGGAUUAUAAUACACUUUGUUUUCACGUGACCUUUUCCGUAAGGACCAUCUCAGAUUUGAUGCAUUCUGAAAAUGGUUUGUUCUGUCCCAAAGAGUUCUUGAGUGGGCUCUUCAUUCUUUUUUUUGAGUACUAUUUUUUUAAAAAUUCUUCAGUUUAAAAGAUACAAACCACCUUUUGGGCCAUGCCUUGAUAUGUCUCCCCAUGCUGCUGUUACCUGUUUAAUUCUUUAGCCUUUUCAGUUACUCAUGUGAUGCAGAAAGUUUAACCUAAGUUAAUUGAGCAAGGUGAGUGUUAUUUUGAACACACUUCCUGUUGAGAGGAAUGGAUUCUCCUGAGCAUGGGCAUUAAUGGGCAAUACACCUGGGGUUUGGCUACUGGGACUUACUUGAACUUCUGUUUUAACUGAACUACUACUAUCAGAGCCUGUGGGCUCUGAGGGAAACUGGUGUCCACCUGCAGUUGAAUUGUGUCCAAAGCAAUGUUUUGUCUGUUUCAGAAAGUCUCUCAGUAGCUAUUUUUGGACUUCUCUUUUCAGUUUAGUGUGAAGACUUUUUUUCUGUUGACUAGGACCACUGGUAUUCCCUGGAUAAUAAACUGCAGGGGCUUCAAAGAAGAGGAGCUGUGUGAUUUGCAGUGCAGAUAAAGGAACAAAGUGUAAUCUUGCCAACUACCUUGGUUUCUUCCUGUAGUCAAAGAUUUCUGUUGUGGGUCAGGGAAUUGAUAAAUAAACUGUAGGAAAACCUAAUUUUUUUCUCAGUCAAAUUCUGAAGCAAAUGUUGAUCUGUUAUAUUCCUAGGAUGUAUAAUUUCUAUGAAACACUGAAAAUCUGGGAAUGUGCUUUGAUUUUUAAUUUUUUUUUUUUAAAUUCUAUUCAUACAGUUUUGAUUCCUUAAUCUACCUUUUUAUGGAAAUAGUAAGUACUGGGGGCAUUACCCUGCAGAUCAGUAUAAAGGGGAAUGGUGACAGGACACCUGGCCUUGUGAGUGCUCUCACUGGGCACACCAGCAAGGUUAGGCCUCUGUCAUUUGAUUUCUUUGUUCUCAAACCUGAAAAAGGCUUCCUUGUCUGUGCUAACAAGGAAGGAUUGUUAAAAAUGCUGGAUGCAAGGAAACAAUAAAGUCAAUUGCGUUUCCUAUUGAAA
Molecule: messenger RNA, 2327 nt
Organism: Pseudopipra pipra
Lineage: Eukaryota; Metazoa; Chordata; Aves; Passeriformes; Pipridae
Gene: OGFOD3
Product: 2-oxoglutarate and iron dependent oxygenase domain containing 3
Exons: 9
Coding region: 46-1062 (338 amino acids)
Cellular component (GO): membrane
Molecular function (GO): oxidoreductase activity, acting on paired donors, with incorporation or reduction of molecular oxygen; iron ion binding; L-ascorbic acid binding
Source: RefSeq, a predicted model, not a curated record